This is a messenger RNA of Dendrobium catenatum, 3901 nucleotides long. Its product is annotated as protein argonaute 10. The record is from RefSeq and is a predicted model, not a curated record. Lineage: Eukaryota; Viridiplantae; Streptophyta; Magnoliopsida; Asparagales; Orchidaceae. Gene Ontology annotation, cellular component: cytoplasm. Gene Ontology annotation, biological process: regulatory ncRNA-mediated post-transcriptional gene silencing. Gene Ontology annotation, molecular function: protein binding; RNA binding. The coding region runs from base 792 to 3710 and encodes 972 amino acids. The transcript is spliced from 23 exons.
UAGGUCAUUUCUUUAGAGAAGAGAUAUGGGGGAGAAGGCAUUGAGAUCUCUGCCUCUCUAUAGGACUGAGUUUCCAAUUAUUCUUCUUCUAUGGAUUUUUGUAUUUAAUUUCUUAUGGCUUCUUUUCCUUCUUUCUCUGUCCCUCUCUUUCUAUCUCCACACACUAUUUUGUUCAAACUUGAUUUAUUAUUUUGGAGUUUAUAAUCAAGUAUGGGAUAUUGUUGCUCUAUAAAGUUCCAAAGCGCCUCUUCCCUCUCCUAUGCGCUGUUGCUGCUGCAGCUGUCAAAGCGGCAGAAUGCAGAGCCCCAUCAGCCAGCACCUAUAUCUCAGUAUGUGUUGCCACUUUUGAAUAAACAGAAGGAAAAGGAAGAAAAUUUUAAAUAAAAGAGAAAGGCCACUCUUUUAUUUGAACCAAUCCCGCUUUUCCUUUUCCACGUGAUAAAAGAAAGCCCAUCAAAAGCCAUUGCAUGCGUGUAUAGGUUUCAUCACUCGUUCUCUCUCUCUCUUUCUUGUUCUUCACCUCUAAGCUCUUGAUCUUUUCUAGCUAGCUUUAAAGAGAGGAGUUCCUGUGAGAAGGGUCUUUUCUUCUAUGAUUAAAGCCGAUGGUUGUACUGGUCGAUAUAGAUGGCUUGAAGGCUGUAUAAAUUUCACCCUUUGGUGCAUCAGGAGGGCUCUUCGGCUGGGUGAAUCGUAUUUUUUUGCAGAAAGAGAAGCAGUUAAGUGAAAUACUAGUUCGUUCUUGAAAAAACUAUAGUGUUUACUUCUUCCGAAGUUCUUCGCAACUUGCAACCAUGCCUAUUAGGCAAAUGAAGGAAGGUUCUGAGCAGCACCUUGUGAUAAAAUCUCAAGUGAACAGUCAUGUGAAUCCAGUUCAUAAAGCUCCCAAAGCUCAACAUAAUGGCAAAGGGCCUCCGUCCCAAGAACGGCAAGUUUCAGAAAUGCAAAGCAUGAACUCACCUUCUGCAAUGAGCAGAGGCAGGAGAAGAAGUAGAGGAGCCAAGAAGAACGGGCGGUGCGAUGAGAUCUCCUUUUUGAGGCCACCGAAGACUAAUGGUUGUCGGAUUCAUAACGGGUGCCUGGAGAAUGAAGGUCCUUUAUGUUAUUCCGAGAUGGGCGUUCCUUCUUCAAGCAAAUCUCUGAGAUUUCCUACCAGGCCUGGAUUUGGGCAGUCAGGAACUCGAGUAAUUAUCAAGGCUAAUCAUUUCUUCACGGAGCUUCCAAACAAUGAUUUAUUCCACUAUGAUGUGAAGAUAACACCUGAAGUAGCAUCAAAGAAUGUCAACAGAAGUGUUAUUGUAGAACUUGUGAAGCUUUACAGGGAGUCUGAGCUAGGAAUGAGGUUGCCUGCUUAUGAUGGAAGGAGGAGUCUUUACACAGCAGGGGAGCUCCCCUUCUCUUACAAAGAGUUCAACAUCAAACUUCUGGAUGAACAUGAUGGAACCAGUGGACCGAGAAGGGAGAGAGAAUACAAGGUGGAAAUUAAAUUUGUUGCAAGGGCAAGUAUGUACCAUCUGCAACAAUUUCUAGUUGGCAAAUGUGCAGAGGCACCACAGGAAGCUUUUCAGGUUCUUGACAUUGUUUUAAGAGAACUCUCAAGUAAAAGGUACUUCCCUGUUGGGAAAUCCUUCUUUUCUCCAGAUAUUAGGACCCCACAGCGUCUUGGUGAUGGUCUUGAAUCAUGGCGCGGAUUUUACCAAAGUAUAAGACCUACACAAAUGGGUUUAUCCCUUAAUAUAGACAUGUCCUCUGCUGCUUUUAUUGAGCCUCUUCCAGUGAUUGAGUUUGUUGCUCAACUUCUUGGUAAGGAUGUCUUGUCAAGGCCACUCACUGACGCAGACCAUGUCAAAAUUAAAAAGGCCCUUAGAGGAGUGAAGGUCGAAGUAACUCACCGAGGGAAUGUUCGACGGAAGUACAGAAUUUCUGGAUUGACCACUCAACCAACACGAGAGCUUAUGUUUCCCAUUGAUGACCAGUCAAUGAAAUCAGUUGUGGAGUACUUCCUGGAGGUAUAUGGAUUCACUAUACAACAUACUCAUCUUCCCUGUCUUCAAGUUGGAAACCAAAAAAAGGUUAACUAUUUGCCCAUGGAGGCAUGCAAGAUAUUGAGUGGUCAACGCUAUACCAAAAGAUUAAAUGAAAAGCAAAUCACUGCUUUACUGAAAGUUACUUGCCAAAGACCAAGGGAUCGGGAGAGCGAUAUCUUGCAGACAGUUCGACAUAAUGCCUAUAAUCAAGACCCAUAUGCAAAGGAAUUCGGCUUAAAAAUCAGCGAAAAGCUUGCUUCUAUCGAGGCUCGAAUUCUUCCUGCUCCUUGGCUGAAGUAUCACGAGGCUGGCAAGGAGAAAGACUGUCUACCGCAUGUUGGUCAGUGGAACAUGAUGAACAAGAAAAUGAUAAAUGGAAGCACAGUAAGUAGAUGGGCAUGUAUUAACUUCUCGCGAAGUGUUCAAGAGGCCGUUGCUCGAGGAUUUUGCAAUGAGCUUGGUAAAAUGUGUCAAGUUUCAGGCAUGGAAUUUAUUCCCGAGCCUGUAAUACCCGUCUACCCAGCAAGGCCUGAACAAGUUGAGAAAGCAUUGAAAUAUGUAUGUAAUGCAUCAGCUUCCAAAGGAAAGGAAUUAGAGCUACUUGUAGCUAUUUUACCUGACAAUAAUGGUUCUUUGUAUGGUGAUCUCAAGAGGAUAUGCGAGACCGAAUUGGGAUUAAUAUCACAAUGCUGUCUUACAAAGCAUGUAUUCAAGAUAAGCAAGCAGUAUCUGGCAAAUGUUGCAUUGAAAAUUAAUGUCAAGAUGGGAGGGAGAAAUACUGUUCUUAUGGAUGCAAUCAGCUGGAGAAUACCUUUAGUUAGUGAUAUACCGACUAUAAUCUUUGGAGCUGAUGUGACUCACCCAGAGAAUGGAGAGGAUUCCAGUCCUUCGAUUGCAGCUGUAGUUGCUUCUCAAGAUUGGCCUGAGAUUACGAAGUAUGCUGGCUUGGUUAGUGCUCAGGCUCAUAGACAGGAGCUUAUACAAGACUUGUACAAUACGUGGAAUGAUCCAGUCAGAGGCAUUGUUAGUGGGGGGAUGAUUCGGGAACUGUUAAUAUCCUUUAGAAAGGCUACUGGACAAAAGCCUUUGAGGAUCAUAUUCUACAGGGAUGGCGUGAGUGAAGGACAAUUUUACCAAGUUCUUCUCUAUGAAUUGGAUGCAAUCCGAAAAGCCUGUGCUUCUCUUGAACCAAACUACCAGCCACCAGUCACUUUUGUUGUAGUCCAAAAAAGGCAUCAUACAAGACUGUUUGCCAGCAACCACAAAGAUCGGUCAGCUACAGACAAGAAUGGAAACAUCUUACCUGGCACAGUAGUUGACUCUUCAAUUUGCCAUCCAACAGAGUUUGAUUUCUACUUAUGCAGCCAUGCUGGUAUUCAGGGAACCAGCAGACCUGCUCACUACCAUGUUCUAUGGGAUGAGAACAAUUUUACAGCUGAUGGGCUGCAGUCCCUCACCAACAAUCUUUGCUACACUUAUGCGAGGUGCACGCGAUCGGUCUCAGUUGUGCCUCCAGUAUACUAUGCACACUUAGCCGCCUUUCGAGCUCGUUUCUAUGUUGAACCAAACACACAGGAGAAUGGGUCAUGUGGCACAGCCAGGAAUAAGUGUGAAGUAGGCGAGUUAGCAGUUAGGCCAUUGCCAGCUCUUAAAGAGAAUGUGAAGAGAGUAAUGUUCUACUGUUAGAUAAAAUUUGUGGUAUAUAUGCACAUGUAUAUCAAGGUCGCAUCAUGUUGUUUCUUGUAAUUUUCUCUGGCUCCCCUUUUUUUUUCAAUGAAUGAACUUUUAGGCUUUAAUUUUAGCUUCCCUUUCAUUUAUUCUGUUUGAACCAAGCUGUUUCAUAUCAAGUUUUGCAUUUAUAUAUUGUUGACAAGUAA